Molecule: messenger RNA, 4438 nt
Organism: Esox lucius (northern pike)
Lineage: Eukaryota; Metazoa; Chordata; Actinopteri; Esociformes; Esocidae
Product: ankyrin repeat and fibronectin type-III domain-containing protein 1
Exons: 19
Coding region: 695-3901 (1068 amino acids)
Biological process (GO): regulation of establishment of bipolar cell polarity; establishment of mitotic spindle orientation
Cellular component (GO): spindle
Molecular function (GO): protein binding
Source: RefSeq, a predicted model, not a curated record
GGCAGUAUCAUUUUCAAAAUAGUGUUCAGUGGGAGAACAUAUUUUAGAUUUUAUAUAAAGCCAUUGGUUCGACACACGAACACAAUCCUCUUCCUACAUCUUAAUUCUCAAAUUUGUUUUAGUCGAUUUUGCCCAUUAUCUUUGAACUCGAGCACCUGGCUCACGCCCGAGGGGGACCCGGGGUCCAACGGAUGCAAUCUAUGUCAACCCUUUGAAACACGCGUAUUCGGGAGCACGAGCCAGAUAAAAUAACACCCUUGUCACGACUAGCGUCCGGAUAAUGUGCGCUAGACCUUGAGAAGUGAAAGUUAAUGAAAGUUGAUUAAUCGCGCUGAAAGGGAUGGGUGAAGUGCUAUCGUGACUAUCAUUAUUUUAUUUAUUUACCUUUAAUUGACGCGCUCAUGGUGUUUGUGUGGAAAUAAAUGACAACAGAGAAGCAGAGGCUUAGACUACACGGUAGUAUUUUUGUCCAGGGAUAGUCCAUUAUUGCCACAGAGAAUCUCAAUUUUCUACAAGCCCUAUAAUGCACUCAUUUCACACCUUGUCAUCGUCCUCCAUUCCUCCUCUCCCUCCCUUCUUCGCAGUGUCUGUUCUUUUGUGAUCUCGCCCUCCUCCAUCCUAUUUUGCCCCAUUCCCGUUCCCUGUGACUUGUGUAUCCUGCUGUGCCCACUCUACCCACUGUGCCAUCUAUUCUAUGUCUGUGUCAGUGAAAAACCUGCCGCAGCGACGGAGCUCUCUGGGUCCCGUCUCGCCUAAACGCAUCUACAGGAACCUGUCUGUCAGGCUGAGGGGCAGAGAGUCCUCUGUUGCCGGGGAGACAGACAUGCCUAAAAACCAAUGCAAGGCCACGCCCAAAUACACGACCCUGUGGGAUGCUGUGGAGAAUGAGGACACCCUGGCGGUGAGGAGCCUGCUGUCCAGGGACAGGGUGUGUGGAGGAUGGGAGAAAGGAGAGAAGAAAGAAAAGGACUGGGAAAAAGAGAGGGAGAGAGAUGUGAACACAGUGAGUGAGCAUGGCCUUGUACCUCUGGAUGUGGCUGCUCUUACCCAGAAUUCACCACUGCUGCAUGUGUUGACAAAGGCAGGAGCCAGACACAACCCUGUCUUAUGUCAACCGGAUGAAUGGUCAUCCAAGCUGGAUGCCCUGGUGGAUCUGGCUGGCAGGCAGGUGGACGACAGGAGGGAGGAGUUACUGGGUCGAGCAGGACCAGGGCCACAGGGGCAAGCUGACCUCCAGAGACAUCUUCACAUUUGGACCCUACGGCGCCAGCUGUACUGCAAGAUGAGGGAGAACUUCCGCUGCACAGACCUCCCAGGCCCUCCCAACAGUGUCUCACUGUUAGUGACCAGUGCCUCUUCCUUAUUUGUGUCCAUCCAACAUUCAGCUGGUUCCACUACUGGAUUGAUCACACGCUACAGAGUGGAAUGGAGCACCUCUGCCGACUUCAAAUGCAUACUUGGCUCAGCUCAGGUGGUGGACACUAUGACCCCUGUCCACAACAUCACAGGACUGACCACAGGAGUGCACUGCUUUGUGAGAGUGAGCGCCUACAAUGUGAAGGGAUGGGGCCCACCUCAAAGGUCCAGUCCAGUCAGUGCUGCCCCCUCCAGCUGGAAGGAGUGUAUCGGGGUGAAACAUCUGAGUGGGAACAAGGAAACUCUAGUAAGCAGACUGUUGGAGCAGACCAGAGAGCCACGCUACAGAGGUUUUUGCUUGGAGACCUCGAAGCCGCAGAGUCCCAGCAAUAUGCGCCUAUCUAUGUCUCGUGGCCUGAAGCUGCUCUUCCAGUCAGCCACCAAGUUUGUCCGACUCCUACAGAGAGGUGUAUACCUGGCAACUGUGUUCUACAACAAGGAAACCAUCCUGGUCACAGCAGAUGAACAGCUCCCAGUGGUGGAGAUCCUGUGCUGCUCCACCUCCAUCACUCAGGACUUUCUAUGGUUCGCCAAGUUGUCCUGCGCGUGGCAACAGGUGCCCUGGCUCCAGCAGGCCCUCUCCACCGCGCUCUCCUCUUCGUCGUCCCUUCUUCAAAACCGGCAAAACAUAUUGCGGGCCGUGGCUCAACUACAGUCCUCUGUGGGGACAGCAGACUUGGGACAGGUGUAUUAUGAGCCUCUGAAGGACAGGCAGGGUAAUGUCCUACUGGUUACAAUGAGAGAUUGUGCAGCCCAUCCCAUUCUCCAGGAACCCCCUCUUCACUGGGUCCCCUUGGCCCGGCUGGAAAUGAACCGGACCAGGACACCUCUCCACCCUGAACCUACAGCCAUGGACAUCCUCACAAAUCAGCUCAAGGAGAAGCUGUCCUACCACAGGCGCAGUGCCCGCUGGGUCCAGCCUGGUCUGUACGUGGGCAUCUUGAAACUAUGCAGCACAGUGGAGCAGAUCCGGGUUUUAGUGCCACAGACGCUGCCCAACCUGCUGCACCACGCACGAGUGCGCCUCAAUUCCCAUGUAUCCCGGGAUGAAUGGACGUGGUUACAGAGCCACAACACGUUGACAGCCAGUGAGGACGCCGAGGGUGAGGACGCCGAGGGUGAGGACGCGACGGCUACGGACGGCACUGACCUGGGAGAGUUUGUGAGGUCUCUCCGAACCGCCAUCAACCUCCUGUUGACCAAGCUCAACAUCCCUCUCUACAGGGCGUAUCAGUUUGGGGUAUUCACUCGGGAGCUCUUGCAGUUUGGGGAAAAAGCGUCCAUGCUGCUCUUGCUGCCCCCCAGUGAGGACUUCAGCUCCAGCUACUGGCCUGUGGUUGACACCAAGGAACCAGGCCUCACAAUGCCUUUACAGAUCUUUGAGCUGGUACACUUCUGGACAUACGAGCGAGACUUCCUGUCUCAGUACUGUCAGGUCUGGGUUCGGUUAGAGCUGGACGCCCAUUUGUCCCAGCAGGCUUUGCGAGAAGCCUUGGACACUAAGGAGGUGCAGGAGGCCAGAGAACGCCUCGGUCACAUCACUCAGCUCUCACAGCGUCUUGAGGUAGUGUGGCGAGAGGUUCGCUGGAUCAUGGAUGUACUCCAGUGUGUCCGUUCCAAACAGUGGGUCGGGGCGGUGCCUCUGGGUUUAGUCAUGGGCGGAGACCCACCUGCCCGUACAGAGGAUGAGCAGGAUGACAGGCCCACCUCUAGAGUCUGGCCUCAGCGUCUACUCUCUCCAAAGAAGAAAUCUGAGAGCAUCGCCUGCCCUGUUCCAGACGUUGCUGUGACGGACGGGAUCUCUGAGCCAGUAUGCAUCCCGGGGGGCCCUGAAGAGGCCAUGUGUUUAAUGGAGGGAGCCAGCAAAUGUGGAUACCCCAUGGACCACAGUGCCGGCCAGCCUGUCAGGGUUUUCAACAGCCUGGACCAGGCUGGGGUUGGUUCUGACAGUGUGGCCCAAUCAGAAGUCAAUUAUCACGACAUUAUGCCCCUGUCAGCUGCCGACAGGGGAGAACAAGAAUAUUCGCACAGCUGUGUCAGUGAUGUGAUCCCGCCACUACCAGAGCUAGACACCAUCUUCCCCACACUCCGUCUGAUAGACAGAGAGUAUGUGGCGAACGCUGAAGCUGGAAGUGGGGAGGGUCUGGCCAGCUUGGGUCUUGGAGUAGACGAAAGUGAGCCAUACCUCAGAUUAAACUCAGACUUGAUGAGUGAGGGUGUCUCCCUCUCUCGUCUGCAUCAGCGUGAAGACACGCCGACAUCAUGCCUGAGUUUCGGAGACCGAGCCUGUGCCAGUCAUUGUGCAGGUCGCUUUGGAGAUCAUUUGGAUGAGCAAGUCACAUCUGCCCCUGUUUCUGUUAUGAGGACAACAUCUGCUCACAACUGGCAUUUGCCUACAGAGGACCCCGUGCCACAUGAUAGAGGGAGCCCCAUGCCACCCAGAAGCCUGGCAGAGUGGGUGAAAUCCCCCAGUGACCUAUCUUGAUGUAUUCAGAUAUAUCAAUGAGAGAUUGUUACAUCAAAAUACUCUGUACACACCGAUCAUGCCUCUCUUGGAACAAUCUGACAGCCAAUUCAAGUUACAAGUUUCAAGUUUAUUUUGUCAAAUGUGCCGAAUAACACAGCGUCACCCUGCACAAUGAAAUUCUUGUGACUCCAGAUUCUCAGCAUUCAUAGAACGCUUUCAGCGCCUUUGGGCUGAUAUUUGUCACACAACAUCUUCAAAUCGAGGGCCAAAGAAUUAAGUCCAAAAUGUGACUGGGCUGGCAUCCAAAAAGGUGUGCCAUCUCAGCCAAUGUUUCCAGCUAAAGUGUAGCGUGUGUUUCACUCUUAACCUUCCCGUAAUCCAUUUAACAAAUAGCUAAUACACAAUAAAAUUGGUUCAAUGGUUUAUCUUUUUGCAGUUACCAAAUAAAUGUGUAAAAACGAUGCUCUAUUUACAUUGUACCACAUUCAAUUUAUAAUACAAAAUGGUUAGUAUUAAGGUAAUAACGUGAGGAUCUGAUCUGUGAGAAAUUGGCCA